Vespa velutina is the source of this 3932-nucleotide messenger RNA. RefSeq names its product dynein axonemal light chain 1-like. NCBI's taxonomy places the organism in Eukaryota, Metazoa, Arthropoda, Insecta, Hymenoptera, Vespidae. Gene Ontology annotation, cellular component: cytoplasm. The record is from RefSeq and is a predicted model, not a curated record. Gene Ontology annotation, molecular function: protein kinase binding. The coding region runs from base 3052 to 3831 and encodes 259 amino acids. The transcript is spliced from 3 exons.
AUGAAAGAAUGCGAUCGACAGCAUCGAGUUGCAUCGCAGUUCAUUUUCACGACAUAAGAUCUAUCGCGCUCGCGAUCGCCAAUAAUAAGACACUUCUCGUCGGCAUAAAAAUAAAUCGGGCGCAAUGUUAUGACGCUGCCAACGAGUCGUCUAUGACGACAAUGACAAGGAGAGGUGAACGAAAAUUCAACGAUGAAAAUUGUAAAAAAAUCACUCUUGGCAGUUAACAGAUUAACGACCGUUCACAUCAAGAUAUAAAUAAAAAAACUAUCUGUGUAAAUUAUGUGGAAUGUCUACCGCCUCAUUUAUGUAUAUAUAUAUAUAUAUAUAUACAUAUAUAUAUAUAUUUAGAUACAGACAACACAUACAAAAGAACUCGGAAAACAAAGGACAUCUCGACCGAUGUUUAAAAACGUCGCCAAAAGAGCAGGCCGAGGGUUUAAAUAAAAUAAAAUCGAGUGCCAAGUUCUUGGUUGAAAUUUACAAUGACAAUGUUCUGCCGUAUUUUCUUUUGGUUAACCUCGAUUCAUUACUUUUAUUAUCUUUUUCAUGAACUUGAAGUCUUUAAAAACUUUUAAAAAUAAAAAGAAACGUUUUAUUUAAAAACGUUCAUGAUCGUCGUACGGAUUCAAACGAUCGUAGUGCCAUCUGCCUUGAAAAUGGCGGAACAGAUAUAUGUAACUCACUCAUACGUAACUCUCUCGACUAACUCACCGACCGUGGCCACUCUACAAAAUAACAAUUCAAACGCAACCGAAUUAAUCGUCUUCGAUCACACGUAUUUGUUCCUAGUGCGUGUCGGCGCGUAUGCGUGUGUGUGUGUGUGUAAACGACGUUCACGGACGUGCAUUUAUGAUCGUUGUGCAAUCUCGUUCUAGCUGUCAUCGAAUUGUCCAAUAAAAGCUAGACGUGGAACGUGUAAACCUUUACUUUUCCGACGUUGAAUUUAAACGAAAAGAACGAAGGAAAAAUAUACGUGACAUACGAUAUUUCAUAUUGUAUAUCUCUUAAAAAAAAAAAAAAAAAAAAAAAAAAAAAAAAAAAAAAAAAAAAAAAAAAAAAGUUUUUUUUUUUGUAAUAAAUUUAAAAUUUCAUUUUUUUUUUAAUCCAUCUUUUUAAAUAGCCAAACAAUCACAUUAAAACAUAGAUCUUCUUAAAAAAUGUUUUCAACAAAAUGUUUGACAAUUUUUAUAUAAGCAAAAAUUCUCCGUGAUUUAUCUUAAUGAAUGAAGUUUCAUCACGGUAUGAUAUAAAACACUUUACACACGUACGAACUUAUUAAUGAUAACAUUAUUAUAAAAUUACGUAAGUUUUCUCCUUUUUUUUUUUUUUUUUUUUUUUUUAAUGAAAUUUUCUACUACUUCGAAGGAAAUAAGAAAAGAAAAAGAAACCGCUGCCAUUUUUUCUCCUAAUAUACCGCCGAAUUCAAAAUGACACCACGAAAGUAAUAAAUAAAUAAAAAAUAAGAAAAUAAAAAGAAAAAAAAAAAAAAAAAGAAUUGAGAUAAAAUAAAAUUCGAAGGGAAUACAAUGGAUUAUAAGAUUUGACAAUAAAUUUAAUCUUAAGUCGAAUAAUAAAGUAAAACGAUAAAAAUUAAUUGUCCAUAAAUCGAUCUCAGUCAUAUAAAUAAGUCGAAAUAAAAAUGUAUUUAAAAAAAUGUUGUUACUCUUUGAUCUAUUUAUCGCUUAAAUCGUAAACUAUACCAGUCGGAUUAAUUUCGUAAAAAUUGCAGCAUUACAUCAGACGUAAAACUAUCGAUGUUAAUUAUUCGCUAGAGCAUAACCAUUAUCACCAUCGUAAUUUUUGUAUUCGUUGUUUUCAUCACGUACGUGUUUAUAUGUAUGUUUUAUGUAACAAAGAAAGAAAGAAAGAAAUAGAUAGAUAGAUAGAUAGAUAGAGAGAGAAAUAGAGAGAGAGAGAGAGAGAGAGAGAGAGAGAGAGAGAAAAAGAGAUGAACGAGUAACGAGAGACGCCGUAUUUCCAACGACUCAACGAAGCAAAUGCCGGCGACAUUCUGUUCGUGUUCUUUCUACGUCGGAAUUCCAACGUUGGCGCGCGUGGCGCCGACUUUAACCUUUUCGAUGCUCCAGACACGACGAAUAAGCUUUGCAAAAAAUGUUUACGCGAAUACGAAAUGACGCAUGUAUGUAUGUAUUAUGUACGAUAAGGGAAAUUGCUUGUAAAACAUCUAAAUUAAUGACGUAAAAAGAUAAAGAUUCUUUAUAUUUCAUAAAGAACGAUAUUUACAUUUACAUUAGUACAUUGCGUCAUAGUUCUUUUUUAUGUUUUGAAUCAAUUUCUUAAAUAUUCCAAAAUUGGAUGGAACAAAAACAAUGGAGGAAAUAACUCGUUUCGUCUUAAAAUAUUCUCUCUUAACGGAUUUUGAAAAAUUAAAAUCUUUUGAAAUUUAAUAUACUAAAUUACCAAAUAAAAAAAAAAACAAAUGAUAUCCCCCUUAUUUCGUUAAUCAAAAAAUAUACUUUUAUAUAGUUUUGUGCUAUUGAAAAAAGAUAUUGAAAUUGAUUAGCUGGAUAGAAAGAUUGCAACAACGGUAAAAAUAUAAACGAAUUUUGAUCACGCUUCUGUGGCAGGAGUUUCGGUGUACGAUCAAAGCUCCGAACCCUGGAAACGAACCAACAAACCAUCGUGCUAUUCCCAUAAGAAUGCGAAAUGGUAAACGAAUACCGUGGCACGUUUCAUGUUACAUCUUGGUUCCAUUCCCAAUGAUAUUACACAUCGACAGAAUAUUUCAUAAACAUAAAAUAUAUUUUUCAAAGAUGUUAUAUCAUUUAAUCUUAAAGCAUUUCUUUUAGUUUUCACUCGACUCGAAUUAACUAAGAUAAACUAAAGAUAAACCAGAAAUGUUAUUGGUCCGUGGGAUUGACCAAUCGUUGCAAGGGACAUGCAAAAUUGAGGGAAAAUAAGAUAACCUGAUAAUGUAGAACGUAAGAGGUUAAUAAAUGUCGAUAACGUAGCGAUAAAAUGAAGGUGCAAAAUCAAACAUUUUCUUUAUCCUUCAUCUAAAAGGAUCCCAAACACCGUUUACCGAGAAUGUUCUGUGCUUUGCUACGUAUCGUGACAGGCCGGCCUCAUGACUAUACACGGGAGAACAUCAUCAUCGUAGGAAUGCGAGAACAAAAUUGCAGAAUGUUCCGUUGCUCGAUUAAUUUUAAGCAUCUUAAACCUACGACAUGUAAAGAAGCGAUUCAAAGAUGGGAAGAAAAAACGGGAUUGAAUGCUGCCGAAGCAAAAGAGGUCAUUUUAUCGUUUCAAUGGCCACCAAUUGAAAAAAUGGAUAAUAGUUUGGCUGUUUUGGCCAAUGUAGUGAAAUUAUCUUUAUCCACUAAUAUGAUAGAAAGAAUCAGUGGCAUUAAUUCUUUAAAAAAUUUAAGAAUUUUAUCCGUGGCUCGUAAUUCUAUCAAAAGUUUUUCCGGAUUAGAGGCGGUAGGAGAUCAUUUAGAAGAAUUAUGGAUAUCGUAUAAUACAAUAGAAAAAACCAAAGGUGUGAACGUGCUUAAGGCCCUCAAAGUUCUUUAUAUUGGUAAUAAUUUAAUACGAGAUUGGGUAGAAUUCAAUCGUUUUCAAGAAAUUCCUAAUUUAGAAGAUCUAUUAUUUAUAAAUAAUCCCUUAUGCGAAACCAUGGAUACUGAGACAUGGCGUAUUCAGGUCAUGAAAAAAUUUCCAAAUUUGAAGAAACUUGAUUCGAUUCCGAUAGUGUAUGUGUUAGAGAGAGAGAGAGAGAGAGAGAGAGAGAGAGUUACGCAUUAUAAUAGAUUAGAAAAAGGAAUAAAACUCAAAUAUUUUUUUAGGCGUGCUGCUGACGAUUUUUAAGAUGCAUUACAUCGGAUGAAAUAAAAUUGAUCAAAGAACAAAAUAUAAAACAUGUAUUUACAUGUUGUAUCCUAAACCCAUGAUAAAAAUGUAUUACAAUA